Cyprinodon tularosa is the source of this 1300-nucleotide messenger RNA. It is a transcript of the gene ccnq, whose product is annotated as cyclin Q. NCBI's taxonomy places the organism in Eukaryota, Metazoa, Chordata, Actinopteri, Cyprinodontiformes, Cyprinodontidae. The record is from RefSeq and is a predicted model, not a curated record. The coding region runs from base 198 to 971 and encodes 257 amino acids. Gene Ontology annotation, molecular function: cyclin-dependent protein serine/threonine kinase regulator activity. Gene Ontology annotation, biological process: regulation of transcription by RNA polymerase II. Gene Ontology annotation, cellular component: nucleus. The transcript has 5 exons.
UAUUUAUCUUCCGGUGUCAGAAACAACUAGCUAACGUGCUAAUCAACAGAGCUAGCGAAAUUAGACAACAAACGUUUGUCUUUAUUCUGCUUUAAGUUUUCAGAACAAACAUUACUGUUGGGAUUAUUUGGGAUUAUCAGGAAAGGCUGGUUUAGUUUUCAUUCUGGUUAUUUUUAACCUUCUCCGGAGCAGGUGGGAUGGAGGGACCGUCCUGCCGGUUAGCUGCCCAGCCGGCAGAGGAGCUCCGGCCGCCGGGCAGCCUGGGCUCCGGCGGCGCCGCCGGGUCGGAACCCACGCGGGACAUGAGGACCCACUUCCGGGUGUGUCGCUUCAUGAUGGAGACAGGAGUGAAGCUGCGCAUGCGCUCUGUCCCUGUGGCCACAGCCUGCCUCCUAUAUCACCGCUUCUUCCAGCGGGUCACAUCGCAGCUCUAUGAGCCCUACCUGGUGGCCAUGAGCUGCUUAUACCUGGCUGGUAAAGUGGAGGAGCAGCACAUUCGCACCCGUGACAUCAUCAAUGUGAGCCACAGGUACUUUAACAAAGGCAGCGCCCCCCUGGAGUGUGAUAAGGAGUUCUGGGACCUCAGGGACAGCGUGGUGCGAUGUGAGCUCCUCAUCCUCCGACAGCUCAACUUCCACGUCUCCUUUGAACACCCCCACAAGUAUUUACUCCACUACCUCCUGUCUGUAAAAUCACUCGUCAACCGACACGCUUGGUCUCGAACCCCUGUGGCCGAGACUUCCUGGGCGUUGCUGAGAGACUGUUACCAUGGGGACAUGUGCAUCCGCCACGUGCCGCAGCACAUCGCGGUGGCCGCCCUCUACCUGGCGCUGAACAGCUACGGCGUGGAGCUGCCUGCUGGUGAGAAGCAGUGGUGGCAGGUGCUGUGUGAGGAUGUGACCAAAGCAGACAUCGAUGCCGUGAUCUCAGACCUUCUCCGGCUCUAUGACAUGGAGGCCAAAUGCGUCUGAAGAACACGGCGACGGAGAGGAGCUCCUGUUGGUGACCAUGAAACUGAAGACCUGAACCUACUAUGAACAGGGGGGGAGGGGGGAUCCAGGUGCAUGUCAACCAUCUGUGCAUCUGAGGCACAAUGACUUUAUUUGCUCCAGUUAUGGAGCUGAUGAAAAUCCUUCCUGCAGUACCAUCGUCCGCCACACAGGGGAGACAUUUAUAGCCUUUGAUCUGCGCCUCAAAGCCAAACAUGGCGGCUUUUUAAUCUGAGCUGCUGCAGAACUCAGAGCUUCAUGCUUCUGAUCUCACUAAUUAAACAAUAAAUCAGGAUUUCAUAAAAAUCUGA